Rotaria sp. Silwood2 is the source of this 705-nucleotide messenger RNA. The record is from the annotation of a GenBank genome assembly. NCBI's taxonomy places the organism in Eukaryota, Metazoa, Rotifera, Eurotatoria, Philodinida, Philodinidae.
AUGAGUUCAUCAGAAGAAGUUUCGUGGAUUUCAUGGUUCUGUGGUCUUCGUGGUAAUGAAUUUUUUUGUGAAGUUGAUGAAGAUUAUAUACAAGAUAAAUUUAAUUUAACGGGUCUUAAUGAACAAGUGCCUCAUUAUCGUCAAGCACUUGAUAUGAUUCUUGAUCUUGAACCUGAUGAUGAUCUCGAUAAUCAAGAUAAUCCAAAUCAAUCUGAUUUAAUUGAACAAGCUGCUGAAAUGCUUUAUGGUCUUAUCCAUGCACGUUAUAUAUUGACUAAUAAUGGUAUAGCACAAAUGCUUGAAAAAUUUCAAAAUGGUGAUUUUGGUCUUUGUCCUCGUAUUUAUUGUGACAAUCAACCAAUGUUACCGAUUGGUUUAUCGGAAGUUCCUGGUGAGGCUAUGGUCAAACUUUAUUGUCCUAAAUGCAUGGAUGUUUAUACACCAAAAAGUUCUCGACAUCAUCAUACAGAUGGUGCAUAUUUUAGUACUGGUUUUCCUCAUAUGUUAUUUAUGGUUCAUCCAGAAUAUCGACCAAAACGACCAACAAAUCAAUUUGUUGCUCGACUUUAUGGUUUUAAAAUUCAUUCAAUGGCUUAUCAAUUACAAUAUCAAGCAGCAGCUAAUUUUAAACAGUCAAAUUCAACUUCAGUUAUUCCAAGUAGUGCUGGUGGAACAACAACAACUCGGCCACUUAUUAAAGAUUAA